Molecule: messenger RNA, 267 nt
Organism: Mizuhopecten yessoensis (Yesso scallop)
Lineage: Eukaryota; Metazoa; Mollusca; Bivalvia; Pectinida; Pectinidae
Product: sperm-specific protein Phi-3-like
Exons: 1
Coding region: 1-267 (88 amino acids)
Source: RefSeq, a predicted model, not a curated record
AUGAAGGGGAUCAAACCUAAAGAAGCCAAGCCUAAGAAACCAGCCAAGGAAGCGAUGACGGAUGAGAAACCGAAAGCAAAGACAUCCAAGAAGGCAGCAGCCAAGAAACCUGCAGAGAAGAAGAAACCAGCAAAGAAAGCCACCAAACCCAAAACUCCUAAGAAAGCUAAGGCCACCAAGUCUCCAAAGAAAGCGAAGACAGCCAAGCCUAAGAAAGUCAAGACACAAAGACACCUCAUUCGUGCGACAGAAAAUAAGUCUCUAUAA